UUUUUAACAGAGGAAGAAAUUGAGGCCCUAGAAGCGUCAUGAUUUGUCAAGGUCACGGUUUCCUAACGCAGGAAUGGAGCCCGGGUCACUGAAAGGAAGUCAUUUCGGAGCAGAGGUGGAAGGAAGACCGAUUACUUUUCCCCUGAGUCCUGGGCUGUGGCUUUGCUGACUUGCUGGGGGCAUUUCUGACCCUCUAUUUUUGUUCUGAUUCUCCCUCACCCAUAUCUAACUGGCGGGACAGAGCAACCUCGGGGCUCCCAGUGGAUCCAGAGGCUUUUCGGGUUCAGGCCCAGGCUCAGGCCUUUACGUAUAACCCCCUAUCUGGAAGGCCUGAAGGCAGGGCACCGAGAGAAAUUUUUGUGUGAGGGGGUCCUUCCUUCCAACCUGUCAGUGGUUGUCUCUUGCCUUAGAGGAACUGGAGGUGGCAGUUCUUGAAAGGCAGCAGAGAGUGAUUAGAGAAGUGUGCAGCCUGAGGUGAGGAAAGGGUCACUUUCCACUGUGAGGAUAAGAAGAUGCAAUCAAAAGCCUGUUUUUUAGCACUACAGAUGGAAUCUCCUCCUUGCUCCAGAGCUCUGAGCUGCCUGCUGCACCCCAGCCUCGCGACAAGGGUCUAAGGAUAAUUCUGAGGCUAUGAUGGGCAUGAUUCCCAUAGAAGACCUGAGAUUUCUGCACUCUGAGCAAUAUCAAAUGCCACUGGAUUUGUUCUUGCCCUAGAGGAUGGCGAAAGGGCUCCUUGUGACCUACGUCCUUUGGGCUGUAGGGGGCCCUGCUGGGCUUCACCACCUAUACUUGGGAAGGGACAGUCAUGCCCUGCUCUGGAUGCUUACCCUGGGGGGAGGUGGGCUGGGCUGGCUUUGGGAAUUCUGGAAUCUCCCAAACUUUGUAGCUCAAGCCAACAGAGCCCAGGGACAGAAACAGAGCUCAAGAGAGGGGAUACCCCCACUGAGUCCCAUUCGCUUUUUUGGCCAGAUGAUAGUGGGCAUAUAUUUUGGCCUUGUGGCUCUGAUUAGCUUUUCUUCCAUGGCCAACUUCUACAUUGUGGGCCUCCCACUGGCAGUUGGCUUAGGUGUCUUGCUGGUGGCUACUAUUGGCAACCAAACCUCAGAUUUUAAGAACACUCUAGGAGCAGCAUUUCUUACUUCCCCUAUAUUCUAUGGCCGCCCCAUAGCCAUCCUGCCCAUCAGCUUGGCUGCCAGCAUCACAGCCCAGAAGCAUCGCCGCUAUAAACCUUCAGUGGAGUCAGAGACACUCAGUGUGCGGCUCUACCGGCUCGGUUUGGCUUAUCUUGCUUUCACAGGCCCGCUGGCAUACAGUACCCUGUGGAACACAGCUGCCACUCUCAGUUAUGUGUCAGAAACACUUGGCUCCUUCUUAAGUUGGUUCAGCUUUUUCCCCCUUCUUGGCCGCCUUAUGGAGUCAGUCCUCCUUCUGCCUUACCAAAUCUGGUGGCUAUUAGUUGGGGAUUCAGGUAUCAACAACCGCUACUUCCAGGAGUGGGAGAAGUUCUAUGAGUUUGUUCACAGUUUUCAGGAUGAGAAGCGCCAGCUGGCUUACCAGGUUUUGGGCCUCUCAGAUGGGGCAACAAAUGAAGAAAUACAUCGUAGUUACCGGGAGCUAGUGAAGGUCUGGCAUCCCGACCACAACCAGCACCAGAGAGAGGAGGCCCAAAGGCAUUUCCUGGAGAUCCAGGCUGCAUAUGAAUUUCUGACUCAGCCAAAGAAGCCCAGAGGAUCCCAGAGGUGAAAAUCAACUUUCUUGGAGAAUGGAGUCUUCACAGCAGAGUGGGGAAGCUUAUCCUAAGUCUUCUUUUGCCCAUCUGAGGUAUCUCAACAGUGUUAAAAAAAAACAAAAAACUGUCUACUUGCAGUGAAGAUGUGGAAAUCUUAUAGGGUUGAGAACAAUUGUGGUAGAAAAUACAUUUAUGUUCUGCA
Ictidomys tridecemlineatus (thirteen-lined ground squirrel) is the source of this 1931-nucleotide messenger RNA. It is a transcript of the gene Dnajc22, whose product is annotated as DnaJ heat shock protein family (Hsp40) member C22. Gene Ontology annotation, cellular component: membrane. The record is from RefSeq and is a predicted model, not a curated record. Lineage: Eukaryota; Metazoa; Chordata; Mammalia; Rodentia; Sciuridae.